Cantharellus anzutake is the source of this 462-nucleotide messenger RNA. RefSeq lists its product as uncharacterized. The coding region runs from base 135 to 368 and encodes 77 amino acids. The transcript is spliced from 2 exons. NCBI's taxonomy places the organism in Eukaryota, Fungi, Basidiomycota, Agaricomycetes, Cantharellales, Hydnaceae. The record is from RefSeq and is a predicted model, not a curated record.
CGACAGAGCCCUCCGUGUCAUGGCCAUGGACGCAUCGGCUGGGUUCUACCUCUGAUACAUGUGGUCUCUGAACCAUGAAAUCACUGCUUCACGAUAGGCUGGACUGCAGCCUCAAGCUUCAUGAAUCCCUAUGAAUGAUAUAUGUAAUUACCAAUUGGCAAAUGUCCGCAAUUUGUUUGGCAUUACUCCUUUCGGUACCCACCGCAUCAUUCCUUAAUCUGUGCAGCUUAGGCCUCAGGCUUUCGAACCAAGCUCAUCCCAUAUCCAUGUCACCGUUCUGUUCCGUGGAACCCUCAAAUCGCUACUAUAUAAGACGAGGCAAAGCUGUGCGCUUCAGUGUUCUCCUCCACUUUCCAGCCUCGCAAUAAUUAUUUGGGUACUCGUCGCUGAUCCCGGACGCGGUCCGCCAACUAGGCAAAUACCCACGUUACACGAAGUGUGGACCUUGGGCAGGGAUACUGC